Molecule: messenger RNA, 1469 nt
Organism: Exophiala mesophila
Lineage: Eukaryota; Fungi; Ascomycota; Eurotiomycetes; Chaetothyriales; Herpotrichiellaceae
Exons: 1
Coding region: 194-1408 (404 amino acids)
Cellular component (GO): nucleus
Molecular function (GO): ubiquitin protein ligase activity
Source: RefSeq, a predicted model, not a curated record
AUCUCAACCAAUCCAAAUUAAUCGCUUGUGACCUCGACUUGUAACCCUUGCACGCAAAGCGAGGAAGGAUAGCUACUGUACAUACACAGCUUGCAGGAUACAAUCCAAGCGACCAACCACCUCAACACAUUCCACCCAUUGGAUCAAAACAUCUCCCUCAAAUCAUUCAUCAUCCAGUCAAUAAUAAUCAACAAUGUCCCACUCCAAACGCAACACGUCACUUGCAUUUUUCACUGCUCACGAACGCUCGCUUCUCCGCAACAACUGGGGCAGUCAAUCAACACGUUUAACACGAGAUGCAUUCCUUCCAUUUGGAUACUGUCGCCUAUGUCUAGGUAUUGCUGUCGAUCCAGUAGCGUGUAACAACGGAGCCGACACUAGAGGAUCUGGAUCUGGAUCUGGCUCUGGCUCUGGAUCUCAUUCUGAAGAACCCAAAGUCCAUCUCUUCUGUCGCGAAUGCGCACUCAAUGAUCUCGUCAGUCAAAGAAAAGAGAUUCAACGAUUGGAAAGGGAUCAGCAAGCUAGAGAUCAGAUUCAACGUGAGGAGAAAGAAGUGCAGAUCGAAGAGGAGAGACAGAGGGAGCUGGAGAGGUUUGAGAGGGGGGAGAUGGGAAUAGGUGAUGAUGUUAGAGGUGUUAAGAGGAAGAGAGGUGCUACUGAGAUGCAUUCUUCUUCUACCUCGACGACGACGACGACGACGACGGCAGUAAAAACUCCUACGACUACAACAUCCAAAGACUCCGCCGGCGGCAGCAGCACAAGCAACGGCGAGAGCAAUGGCCACAGCCACGGUUCGCAAAAGACAGAAUCUAAACGCUCGACAUCAUCAACCUCAGAAUCAAGUUUCUGGAUCCCGUCUGUAUCGACCAUCUCCACCGCAAGUGGACCAACGAUCAAACAUAAACUUCAACCUCUAUGUCCGGCAUCAACACCAACCGAUAAACAUACAUAUAAUUUAAAAAGUCUGGUUACGGUGCAAUUCACGGAGGUGGGCGAUGAUAAUGACCAGGACAAAGACAAAGACAAAGACAACACCAAGACCACAAAAACCAAACCAACGUCGAGAAUCUGUCCUAGUUGUCAAAAAGUAUUGACUAAUACGUCACGUGCGAGACUGGGUACGGCGGUUGGAUGUGGACAUGUUGUAUGUGGGGGGUGUGCUGCGUUAUUUCUCAAGGGCUCUUCGUCGGAUUCGAGGAUCAGUUGUUAUGUUUGUCAAGCUGAUCUUUCUGGUCGGUCGAGUGGGGAGGUUUUGACUGGUGAAGAUGGGAACAAGUCGAAGAAAUCGAAAUCGAAACAUAGACAUAAUACGGUUGGUAGACUGGUGGAGGUUAGUUGCGAGGGGACAGGCUUUGCAGGUGGAGGAACUAAUAUUGCGAAACGGGAUGGUGUUGCGUUCCAGUGUUGAGAGAUAGAGCAAACGUCCUUGGAGAGUCGAGAUUCCAACAACACACACCGGCAAUAACAAG